AGGCGGCCGUAAUACUAAAGAGUAAAAGACCAUAAAUGCACUAGAACUUCAACUACUCUAGACUUGCCUCGGCAUGUCCACACCACACUCCAUGCAAAUGCACAACAUACCCUCCGCCGGAAAUCCCAACCAGCAUCCAUGGCUUCCACUUUCCACCCUCUUUUUAUCUUUCUCCUACUCCUCCCUCUCUCCGCCACUGCCAGCCUCCACAAAUCUAAAACCCUGCUCAUAUCAAGUCUCCUUUCCUCCACCGCUACAUGCCACCUCAAUGACACCCCACCAACCACCUACUUCGAAUUCGAAGUCACCAAACCCAUCAGACUUCCCAAGACCCAACCUUGCGUCUAUCCCAUUCUCCACCAUGAUUUCGGCUAUACACAUGGGAAACCCCCAGUUCUAGCAAACUACACCCCACCUUGUCACUGCCCAUCUCACGAUUUCUCUAAAAUUGUUCUCGAAUGGAAUGCCAACUGCAAAGGAAGGCAAUUUGAUCGGAUUUUUGGGAUCUGGCUAGAUAGGGUCGAGCUUCUUAGGAGCUGCACUGCAGAGCCAAGAGCUACUGGGAUUGUGUGGAGUGUCAAGAAGGACAUAACAAGAAUUCCACAGAUACUUGAGGGGAAGGAAAUCAAAAUUCCUCAAAAUGUGUUUAGGGCCGUGUUAGAGGUGUAUGUGUCAUUCGAUGAGAGUGAUGAGUUUUGGUACGGAAAUCCGCCAAAUGACUAUCUUUUGGCCAAUAAUCUUACUGACACAGCAGGAAAUGGGCCUUUCAGGGAAGUUGGGGUUACUCUUGAUGGAAAUGUGAUUGGGAAUAUGUUGGAUGGUAAAACACAUACAUUGCAGUUCCGCGUUACAAAUGCUUUGAAUGUGUGGUAUAUUGACGCCAAUUUGCAUCACUGGUUGGAUGGAAAGAACACAAAUACUGAAGGGAAGCUUCUUCAGCAUCAGGUUAUGCCUCUUGGUAUUUCCUCUUCAUCAGAUUUCAAGGGUUUAAAUGGAACUUUCUUGACAAAGCAAACAGGUCCAUAUCCUCAACUGAUGGUGAAUGAGGAGAUCCAUUUUGAUGACAGUGUUCAGGUCAAGAAGGCAUACACUUUCUCCAAGGCAAAGAAAUCAUGUAAGAGGUUUCUUAUCGACUUAUACUCCAACAAUAUGGAUCAAGGAAAUAGAACUUAUUUAUCUAUAGCUAAUGUUACGCUGGGAUUUAAUGAAAAGAAGUUUGGAGUUAGAGGUGCUGGUUACAAAAUGCCUGUCAGUUCUCUCGAAAAUUUGCAGAAUGGGCAGGGCAUCAUGGUUGUUAAGAACAACUUGGUUGUCAAUGGAGUCGGGCAACAAAAGUACAAGUAUGAAGGCAAUAAAUUUUGCUACUGUAGGAACAUUAGCAGUUCAAACUACACCAUUCUUAAUGAUGAAGUUGGAAAUGCAUGCAACAGAAGCACAGGAUCCAGUUUUGGUUUUGGGUUUAGCAGCAGAUGGAUAACUUCGUCCUAGUUAACGGUGAGAGUGGUAAGCUAUUUGACCAUGCAUUCUUUAUCGUGGCUUUUGGUGAUGGAAUGAAGAUACAAUUAUGUUUACAAAUCUGGCUUCUUUUGUUUUGUAAAUUGCAAUACCAUCCUUCUAGCUUCGACUUUGCAGUAAACCUGAAAUGCAGAAUAAGAUAAGGCCUGUUAU
Rubroshorea leprosula is the source of this 1668-nucleotide messenger RNA. NCBI's taxonomy places the organism in Eukaryota, Viridiplantae, Streptophyta, Magnoliopsida, Malvales, Dipterocarpaceae. The record is from the annotation of a GenBank genome assembly.